Messenger RNA from Odobenus rosmarus divergens (Pacific walrus), 1574 nucleotides. RefSeq names its product uncoupling protein 3 (mitochondrial, proton carrier) (gene UCP3). Gene Ontology annotation, cellular component: mitochondrial membrane. The coding region runs from base 367 to 1302 and encodes 311 amino acids. Gene Ontology annotation, biological process: mitochondrial transport; response to cold; adaptive thermogenesis. The transcript is spliced from 7 exons. Gene Ontology annotation, molecular function: oxidative phosphorylation uncoupler activity. The record is from RefSeq and is a predicted model, not a curated record. Lineage: Eukaryota; Metazoa; Chordata; Mammalia; Carnivora; Odobenidae.
AACCAGAUCUGGAACUCUGACCUUUCCCCUCACCUCCCUGCCACUCACCAGCCAGCCGCCUCUUGUCAGGUGAUCAGGCUGUCAACUAAGCUUCUGUAGGGUAAGGUUUCAGGUCAGCUGGAGCAUAUAAAGAUAGGUGCCAAGCCAGAGGCAGCAGAGACAACAGUGAAUGGCGAGGGGGCAACUAGAUCCCUGCUGCCACCUCCUGGGAUGGAGCCCUAAGGAGCCUUAAGGCGGCCCUGUGCUUCCCCUACCCUGGCUGGACUCACAGCCUCCUCCCUGCACUAAAGCUCAGAACUGCAAAGCGGCCUCUCUCCUUGGACCUCUGCUGGGCCCUGGAGGGACCAGGCAGAACAUUCUGGGACCAUGGUUGGACUAAAGCCUUCAGAAGUACCUCCCACCACAGCUGUGAAAUUCCUGGGGGCAGGCACAGCGGCCUGUUUUGCUGAUCUCCUCACCUUUCCACUGGACACAGCCAAGGUCCGCCUGCAGAUCCAGGGGGAGAACCAGGCGACCCAGGCAGCCCAGAGACCCCAGUACCGCGGCGUGCUGGGCACCAUCCUGACCAUGGUGCGCACCGAGGGCCCCCGCAGCCCCUACAACGGGCUGGUCGCCGGCCUGCAGCGCCAGAUGAGCUUUGCCUCCAUCCGCAUUGGCCUCUACGACUCUGUCAAGCAGUUCUACACCCCCAAAGGAGCGGACCACUCGAGCAUCACUACCCGGAUUUUGGCAGGCUGCACCACAGGGGUCAUGGCGGUAUCGUGCGCCCAGCCCACGGAUGUGGUGAAGGUCCGGUUUCAGGCCAGCAUACACCUUGGGGCCGGGAGCAACAGGAAAUACAGUGGGACAAUGGAUGCCUACAGGACCAUUGCCAAGGAGGAAGGGGUCAGGGGCCUAUGGAAAGGAACUUUGCCCAACAUCACAAGGAAUGCCAUCGUCAACUGUGCCGAGAUGGUGACCUAUGACAUCAUCAAGGAGAAGCUGCUAGACUAUCACCUGCUCACUGACAACUUCCCCUGCCACUUCAUCUCUGCCUUUGGAGCUGGCUUCUGUGCCACAGUGGUGGCCUCCCCAGUGGAUGUGGUGAAGACCCGGUACAUGAACUCGCCCCCAGGGCAAUACCGCAGCCCCCUGGACUGUAUGCUGAAGAUGGUGGCCCACGAGGGACCCACAGCCUUCUAUAAGGGAUUUACACCAUCCUUUUUGCGUUUGGGAACCUGGAAUGUGGUGAUGUUCGUGAGCUAUGAGCAGCUGAAACGGGCCUUCAUGAAAGUCCAGAUGCUACGGGAAUCUCCAUUCUGAAUAAAGCAAGCCCACCUGGUACUUAACUAGAACAAGAACCAGUGGGUCCAGGCACACACAAACCCACAUAUGUUUACAGAACUGUUUACUUGCUACUGAGUCAAGAAAUAGAAGCAGAGGAAGGAUUCUGGUCUUCAGUGCUUUGUCUUAAGAACACAUCUGUUUUGCACUGACAAGAUGGAAAUUAAAUUAUAUUAAUUUGGGGGACCCAUAUGUUGGAUGCCUAACAUUUAGGCAAGAGAAAAUAAACCAAAACAUCCAUUUGGAUAAAA